Molecule: messenger RNA, 1936 nt
Organism: Drosophila kikkawai
Lineage: Eukaryota; Metazoa; Arthropoda; Insecta; Diptera; Drosophilidae
Product: protein jim lovell
Biological process (GO): regulation of transcription by RNA polymerase II
Cellular component (GO): nucleus
Molecular function (GO): protein binding; DNA binding
Source: RefSeq, a predicted model, not a curated record
GACAACCCUGUUUCAGUGCCAUUCUAGCCUCGCGUCGCGUUUGGAAUUGCGUGAAUCGAACUUUAAGAGAACUGUGGAAAUCAAUUGGGAAAACAAAACACAACAAAAUGAAUCAUCUGAAGUGGAUGGGCCACUCCACCACGCUCAUGGAGAUACAGCGUUCGCUGCGCAAUGACAAUCAGACCUGCGAGGUGGUCCUGGCCUCCAGGGACGGCACCCGGGUACGCGCCCAUCUCUUCGUGCUAAGCACCUGCAGCGACCUGAUGCGGAACAUCCUGGUGGACGUGCCGCCGGGUCAGGAGGCCACCAUCAUUCUGCCCGACAUACGCGGCGAGCUGCUUGAGAGUAUGAUGUCGUUCAUCUACAUGGGCGAGACGAGUCUGUCGUCCACCUCCCUGUCCGAGUUCCUCGAGGCCAUCAACCUUCUGGGCAUUAAGUCUGCCAUCAGUUUUGAGUGCAAUCCCACCGUGAGUCCGCCCAGUGCUGAUGCAGGCAACGGAUCGCUGGCCGUGGAGACGGCCAAGUCGAUAACUGGCCUGCAGAUCGCCCAGGCCGAGCUGCUGGACGAGGGGGAGGAGGAAGAGGGCGAGAACCCGAUGGUCACCGUGCCGGGCACAGUUCUGGCCGAGCCCAGUCGCCCGCUGGAGUACCUAGACGUGUAUGAUGCGCCGAAGAUCACUUACUCCAUCGAGCACAUGGAUGGCAACACGAACAGCAGCCAGUUUAUACUCACUGAGAACACAGGCACCUUUACCAUCACUCAGUCCGCCUCGAGUUUGUCUAAGAUAGAUACCCAGGGCAAUGCGCAGGAGAACGCCGAGCUGGGCGACGAGGAUGUGGAUGAGGAUGCCACCGACGAGCCCGAAGAGCCAGACACACAGAUAAUGGAGGAGGACUACACUCCAACCGAUCCUCUAAUUGAGCUAAACGCUGCCGCCGAAAUGGACGACGAUGACAACAUGCACGAGGAUUUGGUGGACGAGGAGGACAUCCUGGACAUUAAGCCACGUAAGCUGGGCGGCGGCGGAAAGUCGCGUGUACGUCGUCCGCACAAUACAAGGGCCGCCAAGCGUCAACUGCCCCCUAAGCCCCAUCGACAGGAACAGUAUGGAUCGCUGAAGCGCGAGGUAAAGGAUGACAUCAACGACGCCUUGGAUCUAGCAGCGGAUGCUGUUAUCCUCGAGGGACUGAGCCUGCAAAAGGCUGCCGACCGCUUUGACAUCUCCAAGACGGUCCUGUGGCGUCGCGUGCGCACCAAUCCCGCCUAUAUGCGGAGUAAUCGCGAAAGGCCAGCGCUUCUGGAGGCUUACGAGCGUCUGAAGAACGGCGACUCGUUGAAGAACAUUAGCCAGGAUCUCCGCAUACCAAUGUCCACUCUGCACCGUCACAAGGUCCGUCUAUCGGCCCAGGGCCGCCUGCCAAAUUUUGUGGCCUGCCGCCGUCGGGACUCGACACCAAAGGACGAGCUGCGCGACAAGCUAGCCAAGGCGGUCCAUGCCUGCAUCAACGAGGGCAUGUCGCAAAACCACGCAGCCAAUUUGUUUGAGAUCCCCAAGAGCACGCUCUGGCGACAUCUGCAGCGACGGAUGUCGAACCAGGAUCGGAAGGUGAAGAAGGAACUGCAUGACGAGUACGAUGACGUGCUAAACUAGAGGGAGAAUAUCGCCACCGAUUCUCUGAUAAGCUACACCCGUAAGGAGCUAUAGGUUAAGCGUUUUAAGUGAAUGCGUUCUCCCAUCAAUAUCCAUCGUCCUUCAAAAGAAAAGCUCGAGUUCUUUAAUCCUUUGACUUAACCAAUAUGACAGUAAUAAUAGCGGAGCAGAAGCUACAAUAGACGUAGUUACUUAGAAAUAGCUCUACUUGUAGAUACCAUUAGCAUGCCCCACUGUUCGCAUCUUCAUAAUUAGAUAAUUGUGAAUAAAUUAAUAAAACCAAA